AUGGCGACCAACCACAGCGAUGUUGAACUCAUCCCUGGUACGGAGAUUAUCAACGAGGAUAGCUCUGCACAGAAGACGCUCAUACCCACACCCUCUUCUGAUCCUCGCGAUCCUUUGAAUUGGACCCGGAAAUGGAAGCUCAUGGUGAUGGCCUCGCAAUGGCUCUUCACUUGGAUCUCCGUUACCGGCGCACUAUCCAUUGCGCCGAUGUUCCCUCUUCUGGGCGCCCAGUUCCACCUUAACAACAAUCAGUUGGCUAUGCUGACUGGCAUCACCGUUAUCACACUCGGUUUCGCCAACUUCAUCAUCGUGCCGCUCUCCAAUAUCUUCGGUCGACGCGCUAUCAGCUUGACCUUUUCCGUGUUCAUUCUUUUGUCAUGCGUAUGGCAGGCGAUGGCGACCAGUCAUAGUAGUCUGCUGGCGGCGCGUGCUGUCAACGGUCUGGCUUGUGCGACGAGCGAGAGUAUCCCUGUGCAGAUGAUUGCCGAUGUCUUCUACCAGCACGAGAGGGGUCUCUGGACGGGUGUAUACUUCACCGGCUACUUCAUGGGAGCUUUCCUGGGUCCGAUCAUGGCUGGUUCCAUGGCAGCUCAUUAUGGCUGGCAGUCGUUCUUCUGGCUAGAGACCGCAUUGUCUGGUGUUUCAGUCAUUCUGAUCGCACUCACCUUCCCCGAGACCAAAUACCAUCGCGGCAACACAACAAUCAUCCAAUCCACCAGCAGCAACGCCAGCAACGAGGACCAGACCAAGCUCGAAAAACAAGCAACGGAGGCCGGAAUUCAAGACUCGGAGCGGAGCUCACUCGAGCAGCCCAUCACUGUGCAGGGGCGCCCAUCUCGCGCCCAGUUCAUGCCGUUCAUGAAGCCAGAUGCGAGGUGGAAGAUAUUUGUCGUGCGCGACACCUGGACGCCCAUCAAGGUCUUCUUCAACCCGAUCAUCUUGUGGGCAGGUUUGAUGCUUGCUGGCCCAGCCGACAUCCUGCUCUUCUUCAAUCUCACCGAGUCGCCUGUCCUCGCUGCACCUCCGUACCUGUUCAAGCCAGAUCAAGUUGGAUAUACAAAUUUCGCGUUCGCGAUUGGCGCCUUGUUCGGGCUAGCAACAGCAGGCCCAUACUCCGACUGGGUAUCUGCCCGCGCAGCACGUAAGAAUGGCGGCGUGCGCGAAGCGGAGAUGCGCCUUCCGGCUUUGUUCAUUUACGUCGUCAUCAUGAUGCUCUCGAUCAUCCUCGGCGGCAUUGCAUACCAGCAGCAGUGGGCGUGGGGUCACAUCGUGGUUUGGGGCUACGGGCUGGCUGGCCUCAGCGUCACCACCGUGCCCACCAUCGCCAUCGCCUACGCGAUCGACUGCUACAAGCCCAUCUCCGGAGAGAUCAUGGUUGUCGCUACAGUCUGCAAGAACUUCAUCGGUUUCUCGUACAGUUACUGGGUUUUCGACCUUGCGCACGUGAGCAAGAAUGGGUGGAUUACCCCCGCCAUGGUCAUUUUCGCUUGCGCAAUGGGGCCUGCGCUGUUUGUAUUCCCGUUGUACUUUGGGUUGGGCAAGCGAAUUCGGCGAUGGACGAAGGACAGUGAUGUUCACCGCAUGGAAGAAGUGAUCUAG
Molecule: messenger RNA, 1599 nt
Organism: Alternaria metachromatica
Lineage: Eukaryota; Fungi; Ascomycota; Dothideomycetes; Pleosporales; Pleosporaceae
Exons: 3
Coding region: 1-1599 (532 amino acids)
Biological process (GO): transmembrane transport
Molecular function (GO): transmembrane transporter activity
Source: RefSeq, a predicted model, not a curated record